UAUUAAAAGCGUAUGAAACCGACUUAGUCACGUUUACAAGUCGGCCGAGAUCAGAGACGCCUGCGAUAAAAAUUCCACCAGCUGAAAUUAAAGCUUAUGAACCCGUUAAAAUAAUUAUACAACUAGCUAUAUUCGCGCUGUUUUGUUGUAACCUACGCCAAUAUCAAUUGACGCGUCCAACGCGAAACUUGACGUUUCGCGCGCUUUCGCGUCCCGCCAUCUUGCCUCGUCGGCAUUUUCCGAGUUUCCCGGAAAGGCAGCGACAGUAGACUGGGUGACCAGCGCGACCCGCGUUGGUACAUCGACUCCGCAUACGCAUCCUCCCUCAAAGUAUCCCUACGGCUACCCACUAGGCAGUUUUUAGAAGCCGAGGUCAAAAUGCCGAGCGGUCACUUAGACAAGCCAACGAUCGAAGACAACAGAGAUGGUACAGUCAGCAUCAAAUACGAGCCCAGAGAGGAGGGGGUGCACGAGUUGUAUGUCAAGUACAAUGGAGAGCAUGUGCAAGGCUCCCCCUACAAAUUCACAGUAGACUCCAUCUCCUCGGGCUAUGUGACGGCUUACGGUCCGGGCCUGAUCAGUGGUGUGAGCGGUGAGCCCAGUGAGUUCACUAUCAGCACCAAGGGCGCUGGAGCUGGUGGGCUCUCUAUGGCGGUGGAAGGUCCUAGUAAAGCCGAGAUCACUUGCCAUGACAACAAGGAUGGCACAGUUGGUGUAUCCUACUUGCCCACCGCCCCUGGCGAAUACAAGGUCUCCAUUAGGUUCGGAGACAAACAUAUCAAGGGAUCUCCUUUCAUUGCCAAGGUGACUGGUGAGGGUCGCAAGAGAAACCAGAUCUCAGUGGGCAGCUGCAGUGAGGUCACCCUGCCUGGGAAGAUCGCUGACAUUGACAUCCGUAGCUUGAAUGCUUCCAUUCAGGCCCCCUCUGGCCUUGAAGAGCCUUGCUUCCUCAAGCGGCUGCCUUCAGGCAACAUCGGCAUCAGCUUCACCCCCCGGGAGGCAGGCCAGCACAUCGUAUCCGUCAAGAAAAUGGGCAUCCACAUCCAGAACUCUCCGUUCAAUAUCACGGUCCAGGAGCAAGAAGUUGGUGAUGCUAAGAAAGUUUUGGUUGGUGGAACAGCUCUGAAGGAGGGCAAGACCCACGCAGAGAACACGUUUACCGUUGACACCAAGAACGCUGGUUAUGGUGGUCUUUCCUUGUCCAUUGAAGGUCCCAGCAAGGCUGAGAUCCAGUGCGCCGACAGCAAAGAUGGCGUCCUGGCCAUCAGCUACAAGCCCACAGAACCUGGCUACUACAUCAUCAACUUGAAGUUCGCUGAUCACCACGUGGAGGGCUCUCCGUUUACUGUUAAAGUCACUGGUGAAGGUAGCAAUAGACAAAGAGAGAAGAUCCAAAGACAAAGAGACCCGGCACCCCUCACGGAGGUCGGCACGAACUGCAAGCUUACCUUCAAAAUGCCUGGAAUCACAUCCUUCGACUUGGCAGCGACAGUCACCAGCCCGGGGGGUGUCUCCGAGGACGCCGAGAUCCAAGAGGCGGAGGACGACCUGUACUCCGUCCACUUUGUACCCAAGGAGUUGGGAGUCCAUACCGUUUCUGUCAAAUAUAGGGAGAUCCAUAUUCCUGGAUCUCCCUUCCAAUUCACCGUUGGACCCCUGAGAGACUCCGGCGCUCACUUGGUCAAAGCUGGAGGUACAGGUCUAGAGAGGGGUGAAGCCGGGCGGUUCAACGAGUUCAACGUCUGGACCAGGGAGGCGGGAGCUGGUCAGCUGGCCAUCUCUCUCGAGGGCCCCAGCAAGGCUGAGAUCAACUUCACUGACAGGAAAGAUGGAUCCUGCGACGUGUCUUAUAAGGUUGAUGAGCCUGGUGAAUACCGCAUCGGAUUGAAGUUCAACGAGCAACAUAUCCCAGAUUCUCCGUUCAAGGUCUACAUAAGUCCAGCAGUUGGCGACGCGUACCUCCUGGAGGUGGCCCAGUUCCCAGACUCGGCCCAGGUGGACAAACCGGCCCAGUUCUACAUCCGGUUCAACGGAGCCAAGGGCGAACUGGAUGCUAGAGUGAUUUCCCCAUCAGGCAAGACGGACGACUGCUUCAUCCAGAACAUAGACGGCGACCAGUACAGCAUCAGGUUCAUGCCGAGAGAGAACGGUGUUCACAACAUCAAUGUCAAGUUUAACGGAGUUCACAUACCCGCUUCGCCGCUGAGGAUCAAGGUGGGUAAAGAUGACGCCGAUCCCGCUGCUGUCCACGCACACGGGCCUGGCUUGGGUCAGGUCAAGACGGGUGCGAAGACUGACCUGAUCAUCGACACGUGUAACGCUGGAGCCGGCAUAUUGGCGGUCACCAUGGACGGGCCGAGCAGAGUGGCUAUGGACUGCACUGAAGUAGAAGAAGGCUAUAAGGUUCGCUAUACUCCUCUGGCACCUGGUUUCUACUACAUGAGCGUCAAGUACAAUGGCGCUCACAUAGUCGGCUCUCCCUUCAAGAUAGAAGCAACUGGUGGAAACCUUGCUGAAAUAGGCGCCCAAGAGACCUCAUCGGUGACCGUGGAAACAGUCCAGAAGGUCUCCAAGUCUGGUCAGAAGCAGGGUCCGGUAUUGCCUCAUUUCAAGUCAGACGCAUCCAAGGUUCAGUCCAAGGGUAUGGGCUUGAAGAAGGCUUACCUGAACAAGCAUAAUCAGUUCACCGUUCAUGCUGGAGACGCUGGUACCAAUAUUUUGUACGUCGGCAUCUACGGCCCCAAAGGGCCAUGUGAUGAAGUUCAGCUCAAACACAAGGGCAAGAACAACUACGAGUGUUGGUACGUGGUGAGGGACAGGGGAGACUACAUCGUGAUCGUGAAGUGGGGAGACGAGCACAUCCCCGGCUCCCCCUACAAGGUGGAAGUCUAAAACGUAUGGCCAAUGACAGCGUGUGUAAAAAAAAAUAGAAAAAAAUAAAAAUAAAAUAUAAAUGGUUUUUUUUUCUUUGUAAUUUAUUUAUUACUUUGCUUUUAACCUUAAAAUUAUAUUUAAAUUAAAUUAUUGGUUAGGCUAUUUUAUUAAAAUUAGUUUUACAUUUAAGAAAUUAUAUAAAAAAAGACUAUAAAAAGUGCGAUGUUCAUGUUCCAUUAUUAUAAUUUUUUCCAAUUAAAAUAUUACAUACGCUGCCAUUAUUCAAUUAUUACGAUAGAGCUAGUCAAUUUUCGUUGAAAAGGGCCGCUAAAAGAUACAGUGAUCUCCCGACUAAAAUAUUAAAAAAAAUAAUUAAAAUUUUUUCGCGGCUCUUAUGUGCUUACGUUUUCUUGUUCCUAUUUUAUUUUUCUUAAAUUACAUUUAUAUCCAUCUUUUCCAUAAGCAUUUUGUCUAACCGAACUUUUGGAGAAAUUUUAUAUGUUUCUCGUUUAGUUUUUAGGGCGACUAAAUGACAACAUAUAAAGUAUUAACUCGAAAUAUUCCCUAUAUUUUUAAGUCAAUAAGGUGCAAUUUAUUAAAAAAAAAAAAUAUGCGGAGUUUGUUUUUCAUGUUAAUUUCUAAAAUUCUUCUACAUCUUUUUUUAAUAAAAGUUUACUGUUAGAGGAAUUUAACUAAACUCCUUUAUUUUUUUUAGAUAAUAAGUUAAACAGAUUCUGCGAUCUCAAAUUAAUUUUAAUUAAAUACGAUAUUUCCGAAACAAAUUUUUUUUUCAUAAAUAAUUCAUUGUUUUGUUUCAAAAUAGUUGUUUUGUUUUAAUGUUUUUGAAUAAUUUCCAUAAUUUUCAACAAGCCUGUUUAACAUGAAUAAUUUGCACCUUGGCACCUAUUUAAAUAAGUAUAUUCUAUGUACUUUGCUUUUUUAAUUAAUAUGUAUGGUUUGUCAUGUAUGAGUUUUACCUACGUAGGUGGAAUGCCCCCCCAUUACUGUAAAUACCUAAUUUAAGUUUUUAUAAUGUAUUUGUGACUGUUAACUAAAUAAAGAGGAAAGUUUAAA
This is a messenger RNA of Amyelois transitella, 3948 nucleotides long. RefSeq names its product filamin-A (gene cher). Gene Ontology annotation, molecular function: actin filament binding. Gene Ontology annotation, biological process: actin cytoskeleton organization. Bases 379 to 2892 code for a protein of 837 amino acids. Lineage: Eukaryota; Metazoa; Arthropoda; Insecta; Lepidoptera; Pyralidae. The record is from RefSeq and is a predicted model, not a curated record. The transcript has 19 exons.